This is a messenger RNA of Acanthisitta chloris (rifleman), 1837 nucleotides long. RefSeq names its product potassium channel, subfamily V, member 1 (gene KCNV1). NCBI's taxonomy places the organism in Eukaryota, Metazoa, Chordata, Aves, Passeriformes, Acanthisittidae. The transcript has 3 exons. Gene Ontology annotation, cellular component: membrane; voltage-gated potassium channel complex. Gene Ontology annotation, molecular function: protein binding; voltage-gated potassium channel activity. The record is from RefSeq and is a predicted model, not a curated record. Gene Ontology annotation, biological process: protein homooligomerization; potassium ion transmembrane transport.
AUGAAGUCGCCUCCCUGCUGUAUGUCUCUUUCUUCCCAAGCAUCUUUGGAGGAACCAGGGAGUAGCACAUCCUUGGGCUCCCUGAACUCCAGUGUUUUCUCCAGCGAGGAAGAGCAGGGGCCCCUGCUGCAGAAGGUCGUUCCCCCCUUGGACUGCUUUACUAUCAAUGUAGGAGGCAGCCGCUUCGUGAUGUCCCAGCAAACUUUGUCAUGCUACCCUGACACCCGGCUUGGCAAACUGGCCGUAGUGGUCUCUGCUGCCCGGGAUGUGGCCUCUGGCCUCCUUGAGCUCUGCGAUGAUGCCAACCUUGUGGAGAAUGAGUACUUCUUUGACCGGAGCUCACAGGCAUUUCACUACAUCCUGAAUUACUACCAGACAGGGAGGCUGCAUGUGAUGGAGCAGCUUUGUGCACUCUCCUUCCUGCAAGAGAUCCAGUAUUGGGGUUUGGAUGAGCUCAGCAUUGAUUCCUGAGACCGGUACUUCAGGAGAAAAGAGCUGAGUGAAGCCUUAGACAUCAAGAAAGAUGCAGAAGAACUGGAUGCCCAAGAUGAAGAAGAGGACUUUUCUGGUAGUAUCUGUCCCAAUGUCAGACAGAAACUUUGGGAAGUUUUGGAAAAGCCUGGUUCCUCUGCAGCAGCCAGGACUUUUGGCACUUUGUCCAUGGCUUUUGUUGUUGUUUCCAUUGCCAAUAUGGCUUUGAUUUCGGUAGAGCUCAGCUGGCUGGCACCACCGCUACUGGAUGCCCUAGAGUACCUGUGCAUUGCAUGGUUCACAGUGGAGUUUGUUCUGAGGUUCCUGUGUGCACGAGAUCGAUGUCGCUUCCUAAGGAGUGUGGCCAACAUCAUAGAUCUCCUUGCUAUUUUGCCUUUCUACAUCACCUUGCUGGUGGAGAGCCUGUGUGGUGGGGAGAGUUCCCAAGAACUAGAGAACGUGGGACGCAUUGUCCAAGUGCUGAGACUGCUCAGAGCCCUGCGGAUGUUGAAGCUGGGAAGACAUUCAACAGGUUUGCGGUCUCUUGGGAUGACUAUUGCUCAGUGCUAUGAGGAGGUUGGCCUUCUGCUGCUUUUCCUCUCUGUAGGAAUCUCUAUAUUUUCCACUGUGGAGUACUUUGUUGAGCAAGGUGUGCCAGGCACAACUUUCACAAGCGUACCUGGUGCUUGGUGGUGGGCAACAACUUCCAUGACAACAGUUGGUUAUGGUGACAUUAGACCAGACACUACCAUGGGUAAGGUAGUAGCCUUUAUGUGUAUACUAUCAGGAAUACUUGUUUUGGCUUUGCCAAUAGCUAUAAUAAAUGACCGGUUUUCUGCCUGUUACUUUACACUGAAGAUAAAAGAAGCUGCUCUUCGGCAGCGUGAAGCUUUGAAGAAACUCAUGAAGAACUCAUCCAGUGAUUCCAAUAUCAAUGUUAAUUUGCGAGACAUAUACGCACGCAGUGUCAUGGACAUGUUGCGGUUAAAAAGCAGAGAGAGAGCAAGUACACGGAGCAGUGGUGCAGAUGAUUUUUGGUUUUGACUUUGAAGUUAUUUAACCUUGAAUAGCACAUAGACUACUUAAAAAUGUAGUAUUAAGCAUCUCUUUUUUAUUAUUUGCCACAUCGUGUAUUUGCUUUUCCAAGUGGAGUUUUACUUACUUGGACAGACUGAGAAAACUAUUGUAUACAAAAGGCAGAAUUCAUAACAUGGAAUCUCUCAAGGAGCUCUAAAACCUGCUUCCAGAACUGGAUCAUGGUGGAUGAGAUGAGAAAUAAUGGAUCCAUGAAAGUAAAAGUGAUGCAAACAUUUGUAUAAUCUUAUGUCCCUGAUAAUGUAUAAUAAUAAAGUCUUCGUGAAAAUUG